AUGCGCUGUCUACUCGUUCCAGGCUUACUUGCGCUUCUUGUCGAAGCGCAAAAGGCAGGCAACACAAUACGACAAGUCCAUCCAAACCUGUCCUGGAAGAAAUGCAGCAAUGGUACCACCGCAGCCGCCACCUGCGAGACAGUUAACAGCAAGGUUGUCAUUGAUGCCGAUUGGCGUUGGACUCAUCGUGCUGGCAGUUUCCUCAACUGCUAUACCGGAAAUAACUGGGAUCAUGACUACUGUAGCUCGAACGAUGUUUGUACCGCAGGCUGCGAGAUUGAGGGCACGGAUCCCGGGAGCCUGAAAGAGACCUUUGGCAUCACCAUUGACGGGAGUAGGCUGUCUCAGCAGAUGAAUACACCCGGACCCUUCGGUACCGCCCGUAAUUCACGUGUGUUUCUGCUGGAAGAGGGGUCGGAGAGGUACCAGACCUUUAUACUUAUGGGAAACGAAUUCGCAUUCGAUGUCGAGCUCUCUUCGGUCGAGUGCUCGAUCAACAGUGCGCUAUACUUCGUUGCCAUGGACCCUGAUGGUGGGAAGGCGAAGUAUCCUACAAAUGAGGCUGGGGCAAAGUACGGGACUGGUUAUUGCGACGCGAGCUGCCCUCAAAGCAACCACUUCGUGGGAGGCAAGGCCAACGCCGAGGGUUGGAUACCUAGAGAUGGAACACGCGGUGAGGGCAACUUUGGCGCGUGCUGCUCAGAGUUCGACGUCUGGAAUUCCAACGCUCAUUCUUUCUCCAUGAUCUCGAAGCCCUGCAUGAAGAUCGACUACCACGUGUGUCGCGGCUCAGACUGCAACAACGUCAACGACGCGGGACCCAUGCUGUGCGAUAGAACUGGCUGCGACUACAACCCGUACAGACUCGGGAACAAAUUCUUUUACGGCAAGGGGAAGACGGUGGAUACGAACAAGAAGAUUACCGUCGUCACGCGAUUCGAAGAGGACCAAGUUACCCAGUUCUUCAUCCAGGACGGGAAGAGGAUCGAUGCACCCAACCCGACUUAUCCGAACUUUCCCAACAAGAGCGGAAUAAACUCCGAGCACUGCGAUAUUCUGGCGUACACCUUUGGGGAACCGAACAACUUCUCACGGAUGGGCGGCUACGGUCACCACAACGACGCGCUCCGGCGUCCAAUGGUCCUCGCCAUGUCCAUCUCCGACGAUUAUUGGGCCAAAAACCUUUGGCUCGAUUCCGUAUUUCCUGUGGAUUCUUCGUUUCCAGGGGCGGAGCGAGGAGACUGUCCACGAUAUACCGGUGGUCCUACCUUGCCCAUCGAACCGAAUAACAACUCUAAGGUCGCAUGGUCCAACAUUCGUUUCGGACCUAUUGGGACCACAGUCUAG
This is a messenger RNA of Colletotrichum spaethianum, 1347 nucleotides long. Its product is annotated as exoglucanase 1. Lineage: Eukaryota; Fungi; Ascomycota; Sordariomycetes; Glomerellales; Glomerellaceae. Gene Ontology annotation, molecular function: hydrolase activity, hydrolyzing O-glycosyl compounds. The transcript is spliced from 6 exons. Gene Ontology annotation, biological process: carbohydrate metabolic process. Bases 1 to 1347 code for a protein of 448 amino acids. The record is from RefSeq and is a predicted model, not a curated record.